AUGGGUGCAAGCGAAGAGUGGGCAGCGCUUCGAGACCCCGGCACAGAUAAGGCAUGGGCUAGCUGCCCAAAUAACACAGUAGAGGAUGUGGACACCGCCGUGGAAACAGCGCACGCAGCCUUUGAGCAGUUCCGCAAGGCCAGCCCGCGCCAGCGUGCCAAGUGGUUGAUGAAAUGGCAUGAUCUGACUCUCGAGGCGCGCGAUGACAUUGCGCAAAUCCUUACGCACGAGACCGGCAAGCCGUUGGCCGAGGCGUAUGGGGAAAUAGAUUAUUCGCUAGGAUUCCUGUGGUGGUUUUCGGGCGAAGCUGAGCGUAUCCAGGGCAGCGUGUCGGUGCCGGCUGCUCCAAACCGGAGACUAUUCACUAUCAAGCAGCCGAUCGGAGUGGCUGCCGCACUAGUGCCGUGGAAUUUCCCCGUGGCAAUGGUACUACGCAAGGUCGGCGCGGCUAUGGCGGCAGGGUGCACUAUGGUGGUCAAGCCGAGUCCGGAGACGCCCAUUUCGGCACUGGCGCUAGCAGAACUGGCAAAGCGUGCGGGAAUUCCGUCCGGAGUGUUCAAUGUGAUCACUACCGAUCUGGACAACACACCACCGCUGAGCGAGGCGUUGUGCAAGCAUCCACUGGUCAAAAAGGUCACCUUCACCGGAUCUACGCGCGUCGGCAAGCUGGUCGCCUCGCACUGUGCCCAGGGUCUGAAGAAAUUGACACUUGAACUCGGAGGGAACUGUCCUUUCCUGGUUUUCGACGAUGCCAACCUCGAUCAAGCCAUCGAUCAGCUGAUGGUUCUUAAGUGGCGUCAUGCCGGACAAGCCUGUAUCACUGCAAAUCGGGUGUAUGUACAAGCCGGCAUCUAUGACAAGUUCGCCGCGCUGCUCAAGGAGAAGACCGCAGCCCUGGUAGUCGGCCAUGGCGCCAAGGCGGGCACGACAAUGGGCCCGUUGACCACGCCGCGCAGUAUCGAGAAGGCCAAUGCUCAUGUCGAGGACGCGCGCCGACGUGGAGCAGAUGUUUUGCUGGGUGGCAAGCCGUUGACCUCAAGCUCAGGAUAUUUCUUCGAACCAACCAUUCUGUCUGGAAUGACGGACGAUAUGCUCAUCUCGCAGGAGGAAUCAUUUGCACCCAUCGCAGCGCUGUAUCGAUUCGAGACAGAAGAGGAGGCGGUUAAAUUGGCUAAUGACACCAGCAUGGGGCUAGCCAGCUAUGCUUUCACAAAGAACAUCGACCGUAUGUGGCGACUGCUGGAGAAUCUGGAGGCCGGAAUGAUUGGGAUGAACACAGGUAGGUUCCUACGAAGCCUUAAGAAAAAGUAA
Molecule: messenger RNA, 1311 nt
Organism: Penicillium lagena
Lineage: Eukaryota; Fungi; Ascomycota; Eurotiomycetes; Eurotiales; Aspergillaceae
Product: NAD-dependent succinate-semialdehyde dehydrogenase
Exons: 2
Coding region: 1-1311 (436 amino acids)
Molecular function (GO): succinate-semialdehyde dehydrogenase (NAD+) activity
Source: RefSeq, a predicted model, not a curated record